This is a messenger RNA of Salmo salar (Atlantic salmon), 2464 nucleotides long. RefSeq names its product retinoic acid receptor gamma-A. The record is from RefSeq and is a predicted model, not a curated record. Gene Ontology annotation, molecular function: nuclear receptor activity; nuclear glucocorticoid receptor binding; zinc ion binding. Lineage: Eukaryota; Metazoa; Chordata; Actinopteri; Salmoniformes; Salmonidae. Gene Ontology annotation, cellular component: nucleus; transcription regulator complex. Gene Ontology annotation, biological process: regulation of transcription by RNA polymerase II; cellular response to corticotropin-releasing hormone stimulus; retinoic acid receptor signaling pathway.
CAGCAGUGAAAGAAAGAGAGAGAGAGAGAGAGAGAGGGAGAGAGAGAGAGAGAGAGAGAGUGGGAGCUGUUAUUUAGGUCUGUUUCAGCAGACAGGGAGCAGCUCGCCCUAGGGCAGGGGGAGACGAUAGAGCAACACUGAACUCAGAACAGCACAUUCAGCUACAGAUACAGCCAGGCAGGAACCAGCCCUGCAUUCCAGCUGAGGGGAAGGGAAAGGAGGUAUAGAAACAGAAGUGCCUGCAGGAAAGGAUAGAACAGACGACAGAGGGAGAGAGAGAGAGAGAGAAGGAAGGAAGGAAGGAACGAAGGAAAAGGUAGCAGCAGGCAGCAACACAUCAGAGCUACAGGAAGGGUUUGAACUGGGACCUUCACUGCUGCUGCUACUGUUGUUGUUGUUGUUGUUGUUAUUGUUGUACUACGGUAAGGUGACCUAGCUACUCCAGGAACAAGGAAGGGGGGGGGGUACAGCAGCAGGUUUAACCUGUGUGUUCUCGGAGGUAGGGACUAGGAAGGGGGUACAGUAAAAGGAGGUUGAAAGCUCCACCACCAUGUUUGACUGUAUGGAAGCUCUGGGGAUGGGCCCACGCCAGCUAUAUGAUGUCACCAGCCGGGGUGCGUGCAUGCUGCGGAAGGCAAGCCCCUUCUUCGCAGGGCUGGACCCCUUCGCUUGGACCGGCAGCGCCAGCGUUCAAUCGGUGGAGACCCAGAGCACCAGCUCUGAGGAGAUGGUCCCCAGCUCUCCCUCUCCACCUCCCCCACCACGCAUCUACAAACCCUGCUUCGUGUGCCAGGACAAGUCCUCUGGAUACCAUUACGGAGUGAGCUCAUGUGAGGGCUGCAAGGGUUUCUUCCGACGCAGUAUCCAGAAGAACAUGGUGUACACCUGCCACCGAGACAAGAACUGCCAGAUCAACAAGGUCACCAGGAACCGCUGCCAGUACUGCCGACUGCAGAAGUGCUUUGAGGUUGGCAUGUCCAAGGAAGCGGUGCGUAACGACAGGAACAAGAAGAAGAAGGACGUGAAGGAGGAGUUGGUGUUGCCGGAGAGUUAUGAGCUGAGUGGAGAACUGGAGGAGCUGGUUAACAAAGUCAGCAAAGCCCACCAAGACACCUUCCCCUCACUGCUGCAGCUGGGCAAAUACCACACCAACUCCAGUGCAGAGCAGCGCGUGCAGCUGGACCUGGGGCUGUGGGAUAAGUUCAGUGAGCUUUCCACCAAGUGCAUCAUCAAGAUCGUGGAGUUUGCCAAGCGCCUUCCCGGCUUCACCACCCUCACCAUCGCUGACCAGAUCACCCUCCUCAAAUCAGCCUGCCUGGAUAUCCUGAUGUUGAGGAUCUGCACCCGCUACACUCCAGAACAGGACACCAUGACCUUCUCAGACGGGCUGACCCUGAACCGGACCCAGAUGCACAACGCAGGCUUCGGCCCGCUCACAGACCUGGUGUUUGCCUUUGCUGGCCAGCUGCUGCCUCUGGAGAUGGACGACACAGAGACGGGCCUCCUCAGCGCCAUCUCCCUCAUCUCUGGAGACCGUAUGGACCUGGAAGAGCCCCAGAAGGUGGACAAGCUGCAGGAGCCCCUCCUAGAGGCCCUGAAGAUCUACGCACGUCGCAGACGCCCCAACAAACCCCACAUGUUCCCCCGCAUGCUGAUGAAGAUCACUGACCUCCGAGGCAUCAGCACUAAGGGGGCAGAGAGAGCCAUCACUCUGAAGAUGGAGAUCCCAGGCCCCAUGCCUCCUCUGAUCAGGGAGAUGUUAGAGAACCCAGAGGCCUUCGAGGACCAAACAGAGAGCAGUGGAGAGAGCUCCCCACUGCCUGCCUCUCCACCCGUCCCACCAGCCUCCUCCAAGCCCCCCACCACCAUGAAGACUGAGGCUGAGGACGAGGAGGACAGCUGGGGGACAGAGAAUGGCAGCGAGCCUUCCCCAGAGGAGGAAGAUGAGGAUGACUAUGAUGAUGGGGAGGAGGAGGAUCGGGACAGGGGCUCGGACAGCGAGGGGGAAUCCUGGGCUCUGGAGGGUAGCAGUGAAGGGGCUAGAAAGAACCAUGCCGGGAGGGCCCAGUGAGGAGUAGAGAAGAUCACAGACAUGGAGACUCUACACUCAAACACACACACUAACUGACGUAAUCAUACACACACACACACACACACACACACACACACACACACACACACACACACACACACACACACACACACACACACACACACACACACACACACACACACACACACACACACACCAUACCCCUUCCAGUGCUGGCCCUCCCUAACCUUCUCAUCCCCUCUAUCUCCCUAAUGCACAUCCGUCUCUCCAGGCAGGACAUUACAGGACAGGACAGGACAGGGCAGGGCAGGACAGAGCAGGACAGAGCAGAACAGGGCAGGACAGGACAGGACAGGACAGAACAGGACAGGACAGGACAGAGCAGAACAGGACAGGGCAGGACAGGGCAGG